CUGUUGAUGUCGUGAACACUAAUUACGGAAUUCUUUGAAGUUUAUGAUUUAUAAAAUGUGUAAAUUCUGGCCUUGCAGUGCGUAGUAUUCAAUUGCGGUGAUGUAGACAGUUCUGUAAAUGCGACUUUGCUAAACAUUGCAAAGCCCUACACCCCAAGGGCAAGUUUUACAUGCUCGCAAUUAUUUGCUUGUUCCUACGAGGUGUUUGCGAACCCCGACCACGGAUUUACUGUUUCCUUUCAAGGUCUAUAAAUCAUGAUUCUCAACAUCAAGGGAUCUUCGAUUGCAGCAUGUGUUGAGAUUUUUCUUGAGUUUUGCGGAGCUGGGACAAGUUGACGAUGACAGUUUCUUGAAGUUCUGAGACCAUCACUUAUUGCCUGACAUCUGGAUGAGGCGUUUGAUGCCGAGAGGCUGAUCCAGCACCGCGGGAACUAGUUUCUCGACGUGUAAAACGAUGGCUGGAGGUCAAGUGAAAAAGAUAUGGGAGAAAUUGCUCAGUCCGUUCAAACAGGUGGACAAACGACAUCUUCAGCAUGAAAUUGAUACAUACCGUCUAUAUCUUUUAACCAGCUACAAUCGGUUAGGAGCUUCAGGAGGCGAGGAAGUGGCGAAGGAAUUACAGUCCCUCGCAGACAGCACUGCUUUCACUGCUCAGCAGGCUGAGGUUCAGAAUAAUGUACAUCAGCAGAUUUCUGCUGUAGCUGAAUUGCUGGAUCAAGUCUUACUGAUCAAAUCGGCAAAGGAUGAGGAGCCCUUGAAAAAGUCGCGGCCAAGCGGUUUGAGUUUUGCCGUUGGACAUGCUCCUCCUAAAGUAGUCAGAGAAAAGACAGUUGAAACAAAUCCUUUGAGCAGAGCAGAAGUUUCAAAGAAGUUCCACGAACGCUUUGGUUACAGUCUAGAAUCAAAGCAGUCUGAAAUCGACCAUGUAGAAGCUGGCGAAGGUCUCUUCAUCCGAGGAAGAGCAGAGCCCGGUACAGUUGUGUCAUUGUAUCCAGGGGUGAUCUAUGCACCCUCUCAAUACCGGUUCAUGCCCGGGUAUCCAAGAGUAGACACGGGUAAUCCAUAUUUGAUUGCCAGGUACGACGGCCUGAUACUGGAUGGCAAGUCUUGGGGUAGAGGUGGUGACCAACGGGAAUGGUGGGAAGGGGCCAACUCACACGAGUUAGAUCCACCAGAAUUAUCAGCGGACAAGAGCUUGGAUCACUCUAAGGCUGGAGAUGGAAGACAGCGGAUAUGGGAGUCGGUUACAGGAGCUCAAAGACAUGACGUUCCUAUCGAGGGUGCUAUACUUGAAAGACGAAACCCUUUGGCUUUUGGGCAUUUUGCUAAUCAUCCUCCAAAGGAUAAGAAGCCCAAUGUUAUGAUUUGCUCGUACUCUGCUCCAGUCAGCAAUCCACUGGUCAGGCCUUACAUACCCAAUGUUUUGGUUGGGUCGGAGGAGCAACAAAUGGAGCGCCGAGGGUUGCUCUGGAUAAAGGAGGGACGGUCAGAUGAUGACGACUUUGAUGGCAAGCUAGGAAGACCUGAGAUUCGUACUCUCGUUCUCGUGGCUACGAGGGCUCUCCAAGACGAAGAAUUGCUGUUGAACUAUAGGCUAAGCUCGUACAUGAGAAGACCUGGAUGGUAUCAUGCUGUCGAUGAAGAAGAAGACAGAAGGAGGUGGGAGUAGAUUGAUAGUGCUCAUAAGUUAACACUGGCAGAUGCUUAAGGUCUAGCUGAAGCCAUCGUCAGCAGCCUAGGGAUAGAGUCCGUAUUUCUCAUUAUUUCCGGCGCAUGUUUAUCGAUCACCUCAAGAUGUCCCCCUUUGCUGGCUUCUUCAAGUCGACAGGGGUUGUUCAAGCUUACCCCCUCUGUUUGUUGUCUUGUAUGCACACGGAUGAUCAUUCUAGAGACAGGCUUGCAAUGUUGAGU
Marchantia polymorpha subsp. ruderalis is the source of this 1911-nucleotide messenger RNA. The record is from the annotation of a GenBank genome assembly. Lineage: Eukaryota; Viridiplantae; Streptophyta; Marchantiopsida; Marchantiales; Marchantiaceae.